This is a messenger RNA of Entelurus aequoreus (snake pipefish), 2344 nucleotides long. It is a transcript of the gene fyb1b, whose product is annotated as FYN binding protein 1 b. The record is from RefSeq and is a predicted model, not a curated record. Gene Ontology annotation, cellular component: plasma membrane. Gene Ontology annotation, molecular function: protein binding. The coding region runs from base 181 to 2301 and encodes 706 amino acids. Gene Ontology annotation, biological process: protein localization to plasma membrane; T cell receptor signaling pathway; integrin-mediated signaling pathway. Lineage: Eukaryota; Metazoa; Chordata; Actinopteri; Syngnathiformes; Syngnathidae. The transcript is spliced from 19 exons.
UAGGACAGGUACACAAUUGCUUGGUCUACACAAGUAGGACGAGGACACAACUGCUUGGUCUACACAAGUAGGACGAGGACACAACUGCUUGGUCUACACAAGUAGGACGAGUACACAACUGCUUGGUCUACACCAUAGGACGGGUACACAACUGCAGGCGGGCGGGCGUGUCAUUCCGACAUGGAGAACAAGGCGGACGUCAAAGCCAUCAUGGCUCGCUUCCAAGCGGGCGGCGUGGGCGAGAGCGCUCCGUCACCGCCGGGACGACCCAAGGCGCCCCUCAACUCCACCCUCUCCAGCGGCCCCGGCCCCCUGCCCAAGAAGCCCGUCUUGGAGAGCCUCUCGGGCGGCGGCACACCUCCCAAACCGUCUCACCUCAAAAACCCGGCGCUUGGACACAACAAAACCAAAGUCCUGACAAACAGGUUUGACCGCGGCCAGGAUGGGACCGGUAAAGUCCCCGAUCGAGGACUCGGGAAGAGUCCCGAAGCUUCAAGUCCGACGCCAAAGGGAGCCCUCAAGCCGACCAUCUCCAGCCCCAAACCCACGUUCCCUAAACCUCCUCCUGCUGACAGCAAGCCCAGCGGUGGCUCCUCCCCGGCCCCGGCCCCGGCCCCGGCCCCGGCCCCGGCCCCGGCCCCACACCCCACCACGCCGCCCAGAAUGCCCCCUUUGCACCAGAAACCCGGCAGCAGCUUGGUGAGACUCUGGCAGCAGAGUGAAACCAACGCCCCACAGGGGGUCCUCCAAGACAGUCAGGUGGUCUCUCCUCCCAGGCCUCCAGCCAGCAAGAAGCCCAGCUUGAGGAAACCUGCCUCGCAGCAUUCUCACAACCACGAUGCUAACAAUCCCAUUAAUGGCGGCUCUAACGGCGACACCGCCUCGGGACCGGGACGGAACCCGCUCCCAAACAGUCUGACUCUGGGUCCUGCUCCGGCUAAGCCUGCCAGACCCCCGAACGUGGACCUGGAGGACUUCAGAAGAUCUGCUGGAAGUGGCACUUUCGACAGAAGCGUGCCCCCGACGACUUUGGCUCCUGGUAACCAUAGCAACCACACCGCCCAGCCGCCACAAAGUGCACUCCCAAGUCUGCCGCCGCGACCCUUUGGGAGCACCAUGCACCAAGAAGAGUCUUACGACGACGUCGAGGACGUCAGGAUGAAGUCUCCGCCUCCUCCGCCUCUACCGCCGUCCACAGCUCAUCCAAGUCAGAGGGCCAAGGAGGAAGAAGACGAGGGCAGCAGCGACGAUGUGUACGAGCCUCUCGAUGAACCGUGGGAAGAAGAGGAGAAGAAGAAAGAGGAGAGAAGACAACUGGAGGCGGAGAAGAAGGAGCAGAAAUGUCGAGAGAAGAAGGAACAAGAAGCUAGGAAGAAAUUCAAGCUGGUGGGACCCUUGGAGGCGGUCCAUCAAGGCAGGGUCUGUGCGGACUGCAGGGGCAGUAAGACGGAACUGGCACUGAAGCGAGGAGACGCCUUGGACGUCAUCAGAGUCCAAGGCAACCCUGAGGGCAAGUGGCUGGGACGCAAACAGGAUGGAAGCAUCGGCUACGUGAAGACCACGUCGGUGGAGAUCGACUUCAACUCCCUGAAGAGCCAUCAAGCCCAGCAGGUGUCCAAGUUUGACGUCUACGACGACGUGGACGUGGCCUCGUCGGACAGCAGCGGAGGAGUUGUCCUACCGCCGCCGCCCCCGAACGAGGACUGGGAAAUAUACAACGAUGUCAUAGAUCCAGACUUGGAUGUCAGUCCCCUCCAGUCCAGGUUCGCCGUCAGCAAGCCUCACGUUCUCCUCAAGUUGUUUGACAGAAACCGACGUCCUGCCAACGCUAAAGUAUUGCCUCCACCCAGCCAGUUCACAGCAGAAGACGAUUCAGAUGCAUUUGACGAGAUCUACUGCGACGUUGACGCCCAAAACCAGCCGCCGCCUCCGCCCAUCAGCAGCAUUCCCGGCUUAAAAGGCAAAGGCAAGGCUGAACCGUCGAACCCAAAGAAGGUGAAAAAGUUUGAGAAGGAGGAGAAAGAGUUCAGGAAAAAGUUCAAAUACGACGGGGAGAUCCAGGUGCUGCGCCGGGCCAGCAUCACCACCUCCUCCGCUCUGAUCAACAAGAAGUGGGGCGGCAAGGAUCUGGCGGUGCGAGCCGGGGAGAACGUGGACGUGGUGGUGAGGACCGGAGACGACAAAGUCAUCUGCAGGAACCAGGAGGGCAAAUUCGGUUACGUCUCCACCUGCCACAUCUCCAUGGACGAUGGCGACAUUUAUGACGACGUUGGCGACGAUUGCAUCUACGACAACGAAUGAGUGAAUGCAUCCCCGGUAUAUACACAUUAUACAUGUAUACAGU